AUGGGGGCGCAAGAUAAGCCAGAGGCCUUUCUGGAGCCAUCAUGCAACGGGUUGGCCACAGUCCCAAAGAGCAUCACCGGUGAACUAAGAAACUGUGCAUUAUCUCCGUUAAGCUGUCCAAUCGGAUUUGAAAGAUUUGCCCUGAUGAAGGACUCUCAGGCUAGUGUUACCAGGAAUUGCAGCAUAUUGUUAAAAUCUAAUGACUACAUUACAUGUUACAUCACAUUUAAAAUCGAAUGUGUUCAUUCCGGCUCUGGAGAAGAGGAGGUCUCUAGAGAGAAAGGUGUGCUCUAUAGAUGGCAGGGGUGUUUCUGCAGUGUUAACCCAGAGAGACUAGUUCUGUCCAGACCAGUGCUUCAUGCUGCAUUGGGAACAUUACAUUUAUCUUGCUCAUAUGUUUCUCUCUCAGAUGGGCAUGUUUAUAGUUUUGGAGAGCAGCCAUGGAAACGAGCCAGUUCUCAGCCUGUUGGCCUUGUUUUAGAGAGCUCCCUGAGCGGUCAGUGUGUGAUAUCGGUGUCGGCGGGCAGCUAUCACUGUUCUGCUGUAACUGAACAUGGCCUUGUCCACAUGUGGGAGAACUCUCACGGCCAGUGUGGCAUCUCCGGAAUGGACCAGGUACCUAAUCCCACACCUGUUAGCAUGGUGGAUUGUGAGACCCAUCCUCCGCAACUGGUCCAAGUCCUAAAUGUGGCCUGUGGAGUGCAGCACACUCUAGCAUUGUCAGGAAAGCAUGAGGUCUGGGCCUGGUGAAGUGGCUGCCAGCUUGGCCUGGUCACCAGUGUGUUCCCGGUAUGGAAACCUCAGAAAGUGGAACACCUAGUGGGAAGAUAUGUGGUUCAGAUAGCAUGUGGGGGGUUUCACAGCCUGGUUUUGGUUCAGUUACUUCCUCCCACAGAGUCCUGUCAGCAAUCUGAGGAUAAAUGUGGACUGUGCAAACAGAGCCUCUACACUAUGACUGACAAGGAUGACCAUGUUAUUAUUUCGGAUGACCAUUACUGCCCACUUGGGGUGGAACUGGCUAAUUCUAAACAUGGUCAAAGAUCAGGACAAAGUUCUCCAGCUCAAACAACACACACCAAACACAUUGUGUCUGAUUUCCAAGUAUCCCCGUUGACCUCUUGUGCUGGCCAAGCAUCCUCACACAGUUCUCAGCAAAAUGGUCGUCACCUGGCCUUCUCCCCCCAGACAUCAAACCAACCACACGAGAGCUGUAGUGGGUUCCGUGACAACUUCCUCCUCCUCAGAAUCCGAAAAUCUCCUCCCCUCCCUCUACACUGA
Messenger RNA from Xyrauchen texanus (razorback sucker), 1278 nucleotides. It is a transcript of the gene als2a, whose product is annotated as alsin Rho guanine nucleotide exchange factor ALS2 a. The record is from RefSeq and is a predicted model, not a curated record. NCBI's taxonomy places the organism in Eukaryota, Metazoa, Chordata, Actinopteri, Cypriniformes, Catostomidae.